GGACACAAGACAAACACAGACAGUCCAAACACCAGAAAUCCCCCCCUCGCUGUCUGGUGAUACACCGUUGAAAACCAUUGACACCCGGGCGUUGACAACGGCCACCUCUCGGCCGCGCUGUCCACCAUGGCCCUCAACCUCCCGCCGCUAGGCGCGAACAACGGCGGAGGGGCCCAUACCCAACCCUCGCUGCCCUCGCUGCCCGCUCAUUCCCAGUCCGACACGCAGUUGACGGCGCAUCUCGCCAGCCGUUUCCAUGUCUCGAUUCCGACCGCACGCCUCUCGUCCCACGCGCUCAUCUGCACCAACACGUAUACGAGCUCGACCAAGGGCGAUGGCUCUAGGGAUUCGUCCGCCCAGUCCGCGGCCGAGGACAUGGCGGAGAGGGCCUUCCUCCGGAUGGGACACCGCUUGGAAAACCAGGCCGUUCUCUUUCUUGGUGAAUCUGGCUCAGGGAAAACGACUGUGCGAGCUCACCUCAUGACUUCGCUGCUCAACCGCUCCUCUACUCCUCUCUCGGCCAAGGUAUCCCUUGCUGCGUACGUCUUCGACACGCUCACUACCACGAAAACAGCCACGACACCUACGGCCUCCAAGGCUGGUCUCUUCUACGAGCUCCAGUACGACACCGCGUCGUCGACAAACCCCGUCCUCCUCGGCGCCAAGCUGCUAGAUCACCGACUGGAGCGCAGCAGGAUAACGGAUGUUCCCACGGGUGAACGUAACUUCCACGUGUUGUACUACUUGCUGUCAGGUACAAGUGCUGCCGAGAAAUCCCACCUCGGGUUUGACGGCCCCGAGAAACGGUGGAAGUACCUGGGCCAUCCUACACAGCUGAAGGUGGGCAUCAACGAUGCCGAAGGUUUCCAGCUCUUCAAGACGGCUCUGCGGAAACUCGAGUUCCCCCGUAGUGAGAUUGCCGAAAUCUGCCAAAUCUUAGCCGGCAUCUUGCACAUUGGCCAGCUCGAAUUUGAGACGACCUCCAGUACGACCGCAACAGGCGAUGACAGCGGCGGCUUCUCCCAUGAAGGCGCCCAAACAAGCACCACGGUGAAGAACAAGGAUGUGCUCAGCAUCAUUGCCGCCUUCCUAGGUGUUGGUGCGGCCGAGCUCCAGGCGACACUGGGCUACAAGACCAAGAUGAUCCACAAGGAGAGGGUGACAGUCUUGCUCGACCCAGCUGGCGCGCGGGGGAACGCAAAUGAGCUUGCCCGGACACUGUACUCGCUUCUCGUUGCCUACGUGAUCGAGAGCAUCAACCAGAGGCUGUGUGCUCCCGAGGACUCGAUUGCCAACACCAUUUCCGUCGUGGACUUCCCCGGUUUCCAGCAACAAACUUCGACCGGCUCAACCCUCGAUCAGCUCCUGGCCAAUGCCGCCACCGAGUCCCUCUACAACCUGACGCUGAAGAACUUCUUCGAUCGCAAAGCCGACAUGCUCGAGACCGAAGAGGUUGCCGUGCCCGCGACCAGCUACUUCGACAACUCGGAUGCCGUCAAGGGCAUGCUGAAGCCGGGCAACGGCCUGCUCAGCAUCUUGGACGAUCAGACUCGUCGCCACCGUACUGACAUGCAGCUUCUCGAGAGCCUGCGUAAGCGCUUCGAGGGAAAGAACCCUGCCAUUGGCGUUGGCGCAGCCACCGCGAAGCUGCCCGGCAGCAAUUUCUUCACCGAGAACAACGCCGCUACCUUCACCGUCAAGCACUAUGCCGGCGAGGUGGAGUACCCGGUCAAGGGGCUCGUCGAGGAAAAUGGGGAGGUCAUCUCGGGCGACCUGAUGAACCUGAUCAACGCGAGCAAGAGCACAUUCGUCGCCCGUCUCUUUGGUCAGGAGGUUCUCAAGACCGUCGUUCACCCGCAAGAGCGGACAACGGUCAUGCAGGCCUCUGUCAGCUCGCGGCCGAUGCGCCAGCCCAGCGUCAUGUCGAGGCGCGGGCGGCCCUCGGCUGCUCUCCAAGCCCGCCAGCAGCGGGCUAUGGAGAAGGAUGUGUCGGAUCAGGGCAGCGAUGCCGGCGACAACAAGACGGCUGGUGGUGUGCGCAUCUCGGAACAGGGUGCGUCCGGCCAGUUCCUCUCGGCGCUCGACAGCGUCACGAGGUCCGUUACGGCACCGGGCACGAACUGUUACUUCGUCUUCUGUCUCAAGCCAAACGACAGACGCAUCGCGAACCAGUUCGACAGCAAGUGCGUGCGGGCGCAGCUGCAGACCUUUGGCAUUGCCGAGAUCAGCCAGCGCCUGCGGUCCGCCGACUUCAGCUUGUUCCUUCCGUUUGGCGAGUUUCUGGGGCUCGCCGAUGCCGAGACCGUCCUCGUGGGCAGCGAGCGCGAAAAGGUGGAGAUGGUGGUCGAGGAAAAGAGAUGGCCCAACAACGAGGUUGCUAUCGGUGCCACGGGCGUCUUCCUCAGCGAGCGCUGUUGGAUGGAAAUCGCACAGCUGGGCGAUAACCUCUCCCAGUCUGGUCGGUAUGGGCUUCCCUCGGACGCAGGGGAUGGCACGGGCACGCCCGCGGAUCCCUUCGGCGUGUCCAAGGAACGCCUGCUCAUGUCUGGCGGAGCCACGCCAACCAACUUCAACGGCGAGAAGAAGGGAGCCUACUUCAGCAGCAACGAAGUCGACGCCCGCUCGGAGGCCGGUGUGUCUGCGUUCGGAGCGGGCGAUAUGUUCCAGAACUUGGAUACACGCCAGCAGAUGGCCGAGCGUGGCAACGAGAAGGACAUGCAGGAGGUCGAGGAGUACAAGGACAGCCCCAGCCGCAAGCGCUGGGUCUUCAUCGUGUACAUGCUGACCUUCUUUGUCCCCGAGUUCUUGAUUCACAAGCUGGGGCGCAUGGGUCGCAAGGAUGUGCGGAUGGCGUGGCGUGAAAAGCUGGCCAUCAACAUGAUCAUCUGGUUCAGUUGCUUGACCGCCGCCUUCUUCAUCGUCGUCUUCCCGAUGCUGCUCUGCCCGCGCCAGUACGUCUACAGUCCGGAGGAGAUGUCCCAUUACGACGGGAAGGACGGCCGCAGCGCCUACGCCUCGAUCCGUGGGCAGAUCUUUGACCUUGGCGCCUUCACGCCCCGCCACUACCCCAGGUACCUGUCGCAGAAGAUGCUGACCCAGUACGGCGGCAUGGACAUCACCUCGCUCUUCCCCGUGCAGGUGUCGGCGCUCUGCCAGGGUCGGUACGGCCAGAUCGACCCGGCCGUCCUGCUCGAUUACAAGAAUGACAACAUCACCGGGUCCGCGGCUGUCAUCAGCAGCCAAGACAGGAACGCAAAGUAUCACGAUUUCCGCCACUUCACCAACGACAGCCGGCCGGAUUGGUUCUCGCAGAGGAUGAAGAUGCUGAGGGCCAACUACAAGGUCGGCAACAUCGGCUACUCGGCCGAGUACGUGCGUACACUUAGCACGCAAUCGCAGGUCGUCGCCAUCCUCAACGGCCGCGUCUACGACAUGACGAAAUACACCCAGAACGGCCGGCGGCAGAAGAACCCGCCUUGGGAGGAUCCCCCGUCAGACCCGAACGCGGUGAACUUCAUGCAUCCCCUCGUGGUCGACCUCUUCGAGGACAAAUCCGGUGACGAUAUCACGAGCCUCUGGCAAUCACUCGGCAUCGACGCAGCCCAGAAGAAGGCGAUGCAGCUCUGUCUCGACAACCUCUUCUACGUCGCCGACUUAGACACGCGUUCUUCCGUGCGGUGCCAAUUUGCUGAAUACUUGGUCCUGGCGAUAUCCAUCCUUCUUGCUAGCGUCAUCGCCUUCAAGUUUUUCGCUGCCCUUCAGUUUGGCACCAAAAACAUGCCUGAGAACCUGGACAAGUUCGUCAUGUGCCAGAUUCCAGCCUACACAGAAGACGAGGAGUCCAUUCGCCGUGCCGUUGACUCGGCAGCUCGCAUGCAGUACGAUGACAAGCGCAAACUUCUGGUCAUCAUUUGCGACGGUAUGAUUAUCGGUCAGGGCAACGAUCGCCCGACGCCGCGCAUUGUGCUCGAUAUCUUGGGAGUGUCCGAGACCAUUGAUCCCGAACCGCUGAGCUUCGAAUCGCUCGGUGAAGGUCAGAAGCAGCACAACAUGGGCAAGGUCUACUCCGGUUUAUACGAGGUGCAAGGACACAUCGUGCCCUUCCUCGUCGUGGUCAAGGUCGGCAAGCCGUCCGAGGUCUCCCGCCCGGGCAACCGCGGCAAACGUGACUCCCAGAUGAUCCUGAUGCGCUUCCUCAACCGCGUGCACUACAACCUCCCCAUGAGCCCUCUCGAGCUCGAGAUCUACCACCAGAUCCGCAACAUCAUUGGCGUCAACCCGACCUUCUACGAAUACCUCUUCCAGAUCGACGCCGACACGGUUGUUGCUCCCGAUUCGGCUACACGCAUGGUCUCAGCCUUCCUCGACGAUACCCGCCUGAUCGCUGUAUGCGGCGAGACAGCGCUGACCAACGCCAAGGCGUCGUUUGUUACCAUGAUUCAAGUGUACGAGUACUACAUCUCGCAUAACUUGUCCAAGGCCUUCGAGUCGCUCUUCGGUUCCGUCACCUGCUUGCCCGGUUGUUUCUCCAUGUACCGUAUCCGCGCCGCGGAGACCGGCAAGCCGCUGUUCGUCAGCCGCGAGAUCGUUGAGGCGUACUCGACCAUCCGCGUCGACACGCUCCACAUGAAGAACCUGUUGCACCUGGGUGAAGAUCGUUACCUGACGACGCUGCUGCUCAAGUUCCACAACAAGUACAAGACCAAGUAUAUCUUCCGCGCCCAUGCUUGGACGGUCGCUCCGGACUCGUGGCAGGUGUUCCUCUCGCAGCGCCGCCGCUGGAUCAACUCGACAGUGCACAACCUGAUGGAACUCAUCCCCUUGAACCAGCUGUGUGGUUUCUGCUGCUUCAGCAUGCGCUUCAUCGUCUUCGUCGAUCUCCUUUCCACCAUCGUCCAGCCCGUUACCAUCGCCUACAUCGUCUAUCUCGUUGUCAUGGUCGCACAGAGGGCCACCGUCGUCCCGAUCACGGCGUUCGUUCUCCUGGGUGCUAUCUACGGUCUGCAGGCCAUCAUCUUUAUCCUGCGCCGCAAGUGGGAGAUGAUCGGCUGGAUGAUCCUGUACGUGCUCGCGGUGCCCGUCUUCAGCUUUGCCCUGCCGCUGUAUUCGUUCUGGCACAUGGACGACUUCAACUGGGGUAACACGCGUGUGGUGGCCGGCGAAAAGGGCCAGAAGAUUGUCAUCUCGGACGAGGGCAAGUUCGACCCGGCCAGCAUCCCGCGCAAGAAGUGGGAGGAAUACCAGGCCGAACUCUGGGAGGCCCAGACCCAGGCCGGUGGCCUGCAUGACGAUGCUCGCUCCGAGAUGUCCGGUUACUCGUACGCCACCCGGCCCAACGUCCCCAUGUCCGAGUACGGCGGCUACACCCCCAGCCGCCCAGGGUCCACCACGGGGUACCCGGGCAUGCCGACCGCGCCCAGUCGCAUGUCGCUGGCCGCGUCGGAGAUGCUCGGCCACAACAGCAUGGCGGGCAACCGGCAGAGCCAGUUCGGCGGGUCGCAGUUCCUGGGCCACUCGCAGUCGCAGCAGGAGCUGGAGAUGGCGAACCUCGCCGGCCUGCCGAGCGACGACGCGCUCCUCGCCGAGAUCAGGGAGAUACUGCGCACCGCGGACCUCAUGACCGUCACCAAGAAGGGUGUCAAGACGGAGCUGGAGAAGCGCUUCGGUGUGCCGCUUGACUCCAGGAGGGCUUAUAUUAAUAGCGCAACCGAAGCGAUUCUCUCGGGACAACUGUAGUAGGCAGCAUGCAUGGCUUUGGUGUUUUUUGUUUUCCUCUUGGGCUUUGGGUUUCUUUGUGUCCUUUUUUUUUUUUUUGGCUUUC
Molecule: messenger RNA, 5821 nt
Organism: Chaetomium fimeti
Lineage: Eukaryota; Fungi; Ascomycota; Sordariomycetes; Sordariales; Chaetomiaceae
Product: glycosyltransferase family 2 protein
Exons: 3
Coding region: 127-5736 (1869 amino acids)
Cellular component (GO): myosin complex; cell periphery; cell septum
Molecular function (GO): cytoskeletal motor activity; chitin synthase activity; ATP binding
Source: RefSeq, a predicted model, not a curated record